Mercenaria mercenaria is the source of this 5531-nucleotide messenger RNA. Its product is annotated as mitochondrial intermediate peptidase-like. Gene Ontology annotation, cellular component: mitochondrion. Bases 182 to 2293 code for a protein of 703 amino acids. Gene Ontology annotation, biological process: peptide metabolic process. The transcript has 20 exons. Gene Ontology annotation, molecular function: metalloendopeptidase activity. Lineage: Eukaryota; Metazoa; Mollusca; Bivalvia; Venerida; Veneridae. The record is from RefSeq and is a predicted model, not a curated record.
CUUGCCUCCCACGUGACUGGCGUGCCCCGGGUUGAGUGAAACAAAUUGGCCCAAUAACUGUAGGAAAGAUAACCUUUCAGUGUUUCCCACCCAGCUAGAGGUGUACUGAUCAGAAAUGCUAGGCAAUCCUUGCAUGUAUCGGUGCUAUACAUCGGAUAACUCUUCACCAACGUGAGCAAAGAUGAAGCUCCAGAUAUCAAGAUUGUUAUUGAAACGGGUACUGUAUCUACAUGUGCGUCGAUGUUUAAACAACACAGUGUCGCCAUUGACAGCUGACUUUAAUUCCAAACCCAGCAAGAAAUUCAAUUUAAUCGGAUUUAGAGAGGCAAAUGUUGGACUUUUCAAGAUUCCAGAAUUGACAGGUCCAGAGGGAUUUCAGAUUCUAGAAGAAAAAUGUAAACAGGAAGUGGCAAGCCUUGUGAAUGAAGCUUGUGACCCCCACAGAAAGAGAAAAAUGGUCACAAUCUUUGAUGAAAUGUCUGACAGUAUUUGUAGGGUUGCAGACAUGAUGGAAUUUUUGAGGAUAUCUCAUCCAGAUGCUGAAUAUAGAGAUGCAGCAGAAAAGACGUGCCUAACAAUGUCAAAACUUGUCGAGAAACUGAAUACAAAUCUAGCCAUCUAUAAAGCCUUAAAGUCUGUAGUGCAAAAUGGGGAUGUUCAAGAAUUGACUGACGUGGAUAAACGAGUGGCCAAUUUAUUCUUGUUUGAUUUUGAACAGAGUGGAAUACACUUGGAUGAAAGUGUGCGUGAACGAUUUGUGAAAAUCAACAAUGCCAUACUGAGAAUAUGCAAUAACUUCAUGCAUGCUACCCAGCAGCCUACACCUAGGAUGGACUUCCAAAUUGAUCCAGAACUUAUGAAAGGAGUGUCGGUGGAAGGUGGCGCAACAUUCAUUAACAGUUUACAGUCAGAGCAUUUUUCAGAAGCAAUACGAGAGGUAGCAUACAGAAUAUACCUUCACCCUAAUUCAUACACAGAGGAUUUGUUGACUGAUAUGUUACAGGGGCGCAAGUUGAUAGCCAAAUUGACCGGGUUUGAAACAUUUGCAGAGAGGGCUCUGAAGGGUACUUUGGUAGAAUCUCCAGAAAAUGCUUGGAAAUUUUUAGAAACAAUAGCAGAAAAUUUCAGAGAGGGGGCUAAACAAGAAUAUGAAAUAAUGCACAGAUUUAAGCAGGAGAAGAAGGAAAGUGAUAGCUUCUAUGUUAGAAAUGAUGAUAUAAUGCCAUGGGAUCCACCGUACUUUACAAGCACAUGCAGAAGAAAACUUUAUGAUGAAGAAAAUAUAUCAAACUAUUUCUCGUUGGGUGUGUGCAUGGAAGGACUCAACAUGUUGUUUCAAAGUUUGUUUGAUGUGACACUUGAGAACUUGCAACCAGAGGCAGGGGAGGUCUGGCAUUAUGAUGUCUAUAAACUGGCGGUGGAGCAUAGAACAGAAGGUACUCUGGGAUAUAUUUACUGUGAUUUUUUCGACAGAAGUGAUAAACCCAAUCAGGAUUGCCAUUUCACUAUACAUGGUGGUAGAAUGAAGGAAGAUGGAGAAUACCAGUUACCAAUUGUUGUACUACAUCUGAACUUCACGUUCCCAGGAACAUUCACCCCCACCCUGCUCACCCCAGCCCAGCUUGAGAACUUGUUCCACGAGUUUGGACAUGCGAUGCAUUCUAUGUUAGGACGGACCCAAUAUCAACAUGUCACAGGAACUAGAUGUCCUAUAGAUUUUGCUGAGGUACCUUCAGUAUUAAUGGAGUACUUCGUCUCAGAUCCAAGGGUGCUUACAUCGUUUGCCAAACAUUACAAGACUGGAGCUCCUCUGCAAGGUGUAACAUUACAGAAUUUUUGUAAGAGCAAGAGGCUGUUCCUUUAUUCAGAGUUACAGCUACAGGUGUUCUAUGCCCUGGUAGAUCAGGCAUACCAUGGUUCAUAUACUAAUCAGUUCAACCAAAAAACAACCACAGAUAUUCUACGUGAGAUACAGAAUAAAUACUAUGGCAUACCAUAUGUGGAAAAUACAGCGUGGCAGUUAAGAUUUGGUCACCUUGUUGGUUAUGGUGGAAAGUACUACUCCUACCUCAUGUCUAGAGCUGUAGCUUCUAGAAUCUGGAGACAGUUCUUCAAGGCUAAUCCUUUCAACAGAGAAAAUGGUGAGAGAUACAGACGUGAAUUAUUAGCCCAUGGUGGAGAAAGACAUCCUAGUGAACUUAUUGAAGCACUUCUUGGAGAGAAGCCAACAAUUGAGAUGCUUACAGACUCCUUGAUAGAAGAUCUCAAACAGCGGUCCCUUUUUCCAAUGUGAGAACUUCUACACGUCCGUUUGCCAGUGUACAUGUCCGUUUGCCAGUGAAGAUGUUUAACAAUACAAAGAAACACAGUUUUGUAGUGCAAGUGUUCUGUUGUACAACAGGAUGGUAUCCUGACCAGAAUGAAUUUGUGACAUGAUCAGCAGCAGGUGGCACAUUGUUGAUUAUAACCCAAUUUGUUGUUAGCGUGACAACAGCUGACAAGUGGACAUUUUGAGAAAGUUAGCAUCUGGCUACUUUAAACAACUAAUUUCUCUUAGAAAGUGCAGUUUGAUUGAUACUUUGGUUCCAGGUAUAGAUAGAGACAUGCUGUGUUUUCUAGAAUUUUGGACCAAAAAAAACCAAAACACAACACAUUGAUGAGCAUUGAACUCCAAGACAGAUCAUACUUUUGAAUUGCAGCUGAGAGCUAACAUGAUUUGUAAAGCCAGUUUUGAGUUAUCUUCAGCAUAUUACCUUAUAGUGACUAUAAUAAAUUCAUGAUCAACAAAGUGCGUGGUCAUCUUGAAAUUUUGUUAGUUUUUGAAAAUAAGUUAUUCCACAUACUUUGAAAUAAGAAUGAAUUCAUAUAGAAUAGAUGUCAGCAAUGGGUGACAAUUAUGUAAUGUGAUUUUAUCUUGCCUAAUUGUAUUAUAUGACAGUUUAACCUUGUUUGUUAUCAUGUAUAUUUACAGCUAGGUUGACUUGCAAAUUUAUACAAAUGUACAUUUUUUGGUCAAAAGUUCGACAGAAGUGACUGUUAUAGAUUAAAGCUGUCCAUUUUUAUGCAUACACUUAGUAUACAUUUUAUCUUAAUGAUCAUUACUUGAGAUCUUUGUCAUUAUGAAGAAAGAUUAGGUAUGUCAAUGUGUUUGACAGUAGAAAGUUGAAGACACUUCUACAUAGACAUAAAACAGUUGUGUCACAUUAGGUAUAAAAUAGAAUGUGUUUGAGAGGCUGAAAUAUAAAUACUUAUGCUGGUGCUGCUCAUAUAGUCAAUAUACCAAAUAAUACACACCUGCUAAAAAUUAGAUAAAUUGCGUGUCACACAUUUAAGACUUUUCGAGUAGAUUUUGAAUGUGUCAGGAAUGUGAAUAACACAAAAUAUUUUUGACCUUUGAUAUCUCAAGUCCUUGUUGAAAUAAACAAUAAAAUCCUACACAUAUGCAGACACAAAACAGAAGUUUACCUCUUUUCAAAGGCCAGUAUUGGCAAGCUGUUCGUGUAGAAAUUUUGGAGGGAAAAGUUGUUAUCUAUGUACCUCAUUUAAAAGUGAACAGAGCUUGGUAGUAAUUUUGACAAGACUGGAUCCAUUUGUACUAUGUUACAGAAUAGAUUCUGUAACACUUACCAGAUUUUUAGCUCACCAGAGCACAAAGUGCUAAAGGUGAGCUAUUGUGACUGGUCAUUGUCAGGUGUGCGUCGUCUGUCAACAUUUGCCAUGUGAAAACUCUAGAGGCCACAGUUGUGACCCAAUAUUUAUGAACUUGGUCAGAAUGUUUGUCUUGGUGAUCUCUAGGUCAGAUUCCAAACUGGGUCAUGUGGGGUCAAAAAGGUCACCAGGUCAAAUCAAAGAAAAAGCUUGUGAACACUCUAGAGGCGACAGUUGUGACCCAAUCUUUAUGAAACUUGGUCAGAAUGUUUGUCCUGAUAAUGUCUAGGACAGUUUGGAAUCUGGGUCAUGUGGGGUCAAAAACUAGGUUGGUAGGCCAGACCAAAGGAAAAGCUUGUGAACACUCUAGAGGCCACAGUUGUGACUCAAUCUUUCUGAAUCUUGGUCAGAAUGUUUGUCUUGAUGACCUCUAAGUCAAGUGCGAAACUGGGUCAUGUGGGGUCAGAAACUAGGUCACUAGGUCGGAUCAAAGGAAAAUCUUAUUAACACUCUAGAGACCACAGUUUAAGUUUGAAACUCAUGAGAAUUAGUCAGAAAGUUUUCCUUGAUGAUGUCUAGGUCAGGUUCGAAUCUGGGUCAUGUGGGGUCAAAAACUAGGUCACCAGGUCAAAUCAAAGGAAAAGCUUGUGAACACUCUAGAGGCGACAGCUGUGACCCGAUCUUUAUGAAACUGUGUCAGAAUGUUGUCCUGAUGAUGUCUUGGAAAGUUGGUAUCUGGGUCAUGCGGGGUCAAAAACAAGGUCAGUAGGCCAGAUCAAAGGAAAAGCUUGUGAACACACUAGAGGCCAUAAUUGUGAUCCAAUAUUUAUGAAAUUUGGUCAGGAUAUUUGUCUUGAUCUCUAGGUCAAGUUCGAAACUGGGUCAUGUGGGGUCAAAAAAUAGGUCAGUAAGCCAGAUCAAAGGAAAAGCUUGUGGACACUCUAGAGGCCACAGUUGUGACUCAGUCUUUAUGAAACUUGGUCAGAAUGUUUGUCUUGAUGAUGUCUGGGUCAGGUUCGAAUCUGGGUCAUGUGGGGUCAAAAACUAGGUCGGUAGGCUAGAUCAAAGGAAAAGCUUUUGAACAUUCUAGAGGCCACAGUUGUGACCCAAUAUUUAUGAAAUUUGGUCAGAAUGUUUGUCUUGGUAAUCUCUAGAUUAAAUUUGAAUCUGGGUCAUGUGGGCUCAAUAAAUAGGUCAGUAGGCCAGAUCAAAGGAAAAGCUUGUGAACACUCUAGGGCCACAGUUGUGACCUUAUCUUUAUGAAACUUGUUCAGAAUGUUUGUCUUUAUGAUCGCUAGGUCAAGUUUGAAACUGGGUCAUGUAGUAUCAAAAACUAGGCCAGUAGGCCAGAUCAACUCUGGUGAGCGAUAUAGGGCCAUCAUGGCCCUCUUAUUUGAUUUUUUGUUAUAACAAAAACAACAACAGCAAUCAUUUUACUGCACAAGAUAUUUGAAACAUUAUAAGAUAGAAAUAGUGUAUUGUGGUUCUUGUUUAACAGGAAAAUAAAUGCUGACAUUCAAGGCAGAUUAUAUAGUAUUGGGACUUCAUUGUCUGCAGUUCUACAUUUAUUUAUAUGGAGACAAAGUUAAUGCUCUUAAAUACUGUAAAAUUAUUUGUCACUUACAAUGAAAAAACCAAAACGCUGUUUUUGUAUUUUUCUUCAAAUUUCCAAAUUCUUAGUCCAGUUUGGAUAAUCAAGGUAGAUGUAAAACUUUAUACAUUUGUAAAGCAAGCUCAUAUGAACUUUAUUAUUUCAUAUAAAUAGUAUUAAUUUAUACAGUUACAAUUUUUUGACUCUAUGAUGUUGGUUAUAUUGCUAUUUUUAUCUGUUUUGUUAGUGAUUGUGUACAUAUAUACAAAGUCAGUAAAACAGUUUGAAUAAC